AUGGGAGAAUCCGUCUGUCUUAUGAGAUCCUUCUCGCAACCUGCAGAGAUUUCAUCGCGUGAAACUAACGAGGUGGUGAAUCCGCAUCGCGUACUCACGGAAUCAGUAUCGUUCGGUAGAUUUGCGUCAGAGACUCUACAAUGGGAGAAAUGGUCAGCUUUCACUCAGAAUCGUUACUUGGAAGAGGUCGAGAGGUUCACAAAACCUGGUUCUGUGGCAGAGAAGAAAGCUUUCUUCGAAGCUCACUUCAAGAGCCGAGCUGCUGCUGGGAGAACAACAAAGACGAAGAUCGAACAAGUAAAUGUCAAAACCAGUGAUGAAGCUCUGUGUGAAGUAAAGAAAGAUAAGCUCAUUGAUUCAGAAGAAGUAUCACUUGUGGUGAAUGAAGUCUCUAAUCCUGAGGUGGUGGACUCUGUUGCUCCAUCAACUUCUGUGAUAGAUGAAACAAACGAUGUUCAAGCUGGUGAAGUGAAGGUUACUACUGAGGAGAAGUUUGAUUCAAUGGCUCUUGAUGAGGGAAUUUCUACUUCUAUGAGCAAAGAAAGGCGUCCUAGCUCUUCAGGAUCAAAGGCUUCAAAACCUGAACCAUCCUUUGUUAUAGGACUUGAUCUGCCACUUAAGAAAACCAGAAAAGAGCCAUCCUCAAGUAGUAGAAGGACAGUUCGUGGAAUCAGAAACCAAAACAGAUCGCCUCUUGAACCAAUUCACAUGUCAAUCAACUGUGCUCCGUCGGAAGAGAAAAGUACCGGGAAGCCCCAAAACGGUUUGAGAAGCAGUGCCAAUGCUAAUAAGGGUGCAGUGAAAGCAAACAAGAAGGAGAGAUCGUUUCCAAGUUCAGUUCACAUGUCACUCAACCUUGCUUCUUCUGCUCAAAAACCAGCCCCAAGAAAACCCACUACACAGGAAACAGCUCCAACAAAUGCUAGAAACAGUGUUUUCUCAAAUGAAAACGAACCAACGGGAGCUCCAAAAAGCCGCAAGAGACCAUUGCCUCCUCGAACAGCCAAAGAAGGUUCUAAAGCUGCAAAAUGUUCAACCAGAGCCUCUGCUCUCAGGUUACCUGAAAUUCCUCCUCCUCCCAAUAAUCAGCUACCUGAAAACAAAAGGAGAAACAUUACAGUAGGUAGCUCAGUUUCAAGCAGAAUACCCAACAAUGUGCAAAGACAGCCUUCUCUCGGUGAAAAUCUUUCAACUCAAAGCAGAACCAGAGCAAAGUCUUUCACUGUAUCUUCUCCUUUCAACUUCAGAAGUGAUGAGAGGGCAGAAAAGAGGAAAGAGUUCUUCAAGAAGCUAGAAGAAAAGAACAAGAAAGAGGAUGAUGCUACGAAAGAGCAGUUGUCUUGUGGCUUCAGAUCUGUGACUCUUCGAAACAAAACUGUAACAAAAUUCCAUGGCAAUGACAGAGCAAAAGAUCUCUCCUUUUCUCCUUCUUCUUCUUCUUCCUCUUCUUCUUCUGUCUGUCGUCGAACAGAGUUUCUCUGA
Microthlaspi erraticum is the source of this 1482-nucleotide messenger RNA. The record is from the annotation of a GenBank genome assembly. NCBI's taxonomy places the organism in Eukaryota, Viridiplantae, Streptophyta, Magnoliopsida, Brassicales, Brassicaceae.